ACUGACUCUGGCUUGGGCUGCACGCAGGUUUGAGAAGAUGGUGGGCGGCUUGUACCUGGGAGAGAUCAUCCGGCAUGUGCUGAUCUCCCUGGCUGCUGAGAAAGAGCUCUUCAUUGGAAGCAAUGUUGUUGUCCUGAGGACCAAGGGUGUGUUCAAGAUGCAGCAGAUCAUGGAGAUCAUUGAAAGUGAGCAAGGCACAGCUGAGGCAAAGAAGGCUCUGGAGGCUCUGGGGCUGCAUCCGAGCGAGCAGGAUUGCUGCCGGGUGCAGCAGGUCUGCCGGGCGGUGGUGAGCCGUGCCGCCGCGCUCUGUGCCGCAGGGCUGUCUGCCGUUCUCAGCUACAUGUGCCAGAGCAGGAUGCUGGAGCAGCUGGCAGUCAGCGUGGCAGUGGAUGGUGAACUCUACCACCACUGCAGCAGGUUCAAAGAGAUCCUGCAGAACGUGACAGAGCUGCUGGCCCCUGAAUGCACAGCCACCCUCGUGCCUUCGGUGGAUGGGAAUGGGCGGGGGGCAGCCAUUGUCACAGCAGUGUCCUUGCGCCUGAUGGCCCAGCACCAGGAGGUGAACCAGCUGCUGGCCCCGCUGCGGCUCAGCCGCGCUGACCUGGAGCGUGUCCAGGCGCUUAUGAGGCAGGAGAUGGAGCUAGGGCUGGGCCAGGAGACCAGUGCCACUGCCUCUGUCCGCAUGCUGCCCACCUAUGUCCGUGGCACGCCCAACGGCACUGAGCAAGGUGAAUUCCUGGCACUGGACCUGGGGGGGACCAAUUUCCGGGUGCUGGUGGUGCACGUGUCGGAGGAUGGCAUCCGCAUGGCCAACCAGAUCUACGUCAUCCCAACUGCUAUCAUGCAGGGCACUGGCGAGGCGCUCUUUGACCACAUCAUCGAGUGUAUCAUGGAUUUCCAGCAGAAACAGGGCCUGAUGGAGCAGGUUUUACCACUUGGCUUCACCUUCUCCUUUCCCUGCCAGCAGAUGGGCCUGGAUAAGGCAGUGCUGCUGAACUGGACCAAAGGCUUCAGUGCCUCAGGCUGUGUGGGCCAGGAUGUGGUCCAGCUGCUGAGGGAGGCAGCCCAGCGCAAACAGCACUCGGGGCUGGAGGUGGUGGCUGUGGUCAAUGACACAGUGGGAACGAUGAUGUCCUGUGGCUAUGACGACCCCAAAUGUGAAAUCGGCCUCAUUGUGGGUGACACCAGCAUGGGACCCACAGGGACAGGGACCAAUGCCUGCUACAUGGAGGAGAUGUGUAACGUGGGUACCGUGGAGGGGGACCAGGGCCGCAUGUGCAUCAACAUGGAGUGGGGAGCCUUUGGGGACAACGGCUGCCUGGAUGACUUCUUCACUCACUUUGACCAGCUAGUGGAUGAGAAAGCCAUCAAUGCGGGCAAGCAGAGGUAGGUGAGGGCCCCACGGUGAGGAGGGGGCUGGCUGGGGGUGCCUGUUCCUGGCUAAAGCUGUGCCUGGGGCAGGUUUGAGAAGCUCAUCAGCGGCAUGUACCUGGGUGAGAUUGUACGCCACAUCCUGCUGGCGCUGGUGGAGAAACAGCUCCUGUUCUGUGGCAAGCCCUGCCCCAAGCUCCAGACCAAGGACAUCUUUCAGACUAAGUUCCUCUCUGCUAUUGAGACGGAAGGGCUGGCCCUGAAGCAGUUACAGACCAUCCUGCAGGAGUUGGAGCUCGAGGCCAGUUCUGAGGACAUCGUGGUUGUGCGGGAGGUCUGCCAGACCGUGUCCCUGCGAGCAGCCCAGCUCUGUGCUGCCGGCCUGGCUGCUGUGGUGGAAAAGAUGCGGGAGAGCCGGGGCCUGUCCCAUCUGGCUGUCACCGUGGGGGUGGACGGCACCUUGUACAAGAUGCACCCACACUUCUCCCAGCACCUUCAGGAGAUGCUGCGGGAGCUGGCGCCCAAUUGCACCGUCACCUUCCUGCUGUCAGAGGACGGCUCAGGGAAAGGGGCUGCGCUUGUGGCAGCCGUGGCCUGCCGUGGGGCUGAGCCCUAGGGAGGGCCACCACUGUCACCCUAAU
Dryobates pubescens (Downy woodpecker) is the source of this 2012-nucleotide messenger RNA. RefSeq names its product hexokinase-2. Gene Ontology annotation, molecular function: D-glucose binding; ATP binding; glucokinase activity. Gene Ontology annotation, cellular component: mitochondrion; cytosol. Gene Ontology annotation, biological process: intracellular glucose homeostasis; glucose 6-phosphate metabolic process; glycolytic process. The transcript is spliced from 10 exons. The record is from RefSeq and is a predicted model, not a curated record. NCBI's taxonomy places the organism in Eukaryota, Metazoa, Chordata, Aves, Piciformes, Picidae.